CUUUUAAUAUUUUAUGAUGGGUGCGAUCUUAAAUUAUCUGAUAAUGACUAUCCGGCGUUUAAAAAUACCGCACAUGGACGCAUUUACCUCACUUCUCAUAGGGUAAUAUUUGUGUCCAAAAAAGCAUCUUCUCUUAUGUCAUUCUCUAUGCCAUUCGUUAAUAUGAAAGGUAUUCAAAUAAAGCAGCCCGUCCUUGGGGCCAAUCGUAUUGAAGGAAAAGUCUAUCCGCAGCAACAUGAACCUUGGCAGGGCUCUGUUACAUUCUUUCUGACUUUUAAUCAUGGUGGAGCUAUCGAAUUUGGAAAGGCUCUACUUCAGCUAGGAAAGUUGGCAACAAGCUCUCAGCAUGUGUCUGGUAGCUACCAAAGGAUGCCUGCGGCUGCGGAUUAUUAUGCUUGUCCUCCGCCUGCCUAUGCUCCUCCUUUUACCGACCCCUUCUACCACUUCGUUCCUCAACAUGAUGCAUUCACUGUUCCUCCAGCAAAUAGUUUAUUCCAGUACUCCACGCCACCUCCUUAUCCUGGUGCGGUGCCAGUAGUAGCGCCUUUCCAGCCCAGCCCAAGCGGACCAAUGGGACCGCCCUGCUAUUCGCCUGGACCCUACCCCGCUCCAAGUUAUCCCACAAACGGAGCUUCAUUUACUGGCGUUUCAUCUAAUAGUUAUCCUAUGUGUCCUUACCCUGGUGGUACGAUAAGUAACACUCAUCAGCAGGCUUCGCCAAACUACCUACCAGUCGAUGGAGCUUCUAGUAUGACACCAGCUCAAGCAGGUAACUGA
Molecule: messenger RNA, 777 nt
Organism: Protopolystoma xenopodis
Lineage: Eukaryota; Metazoa; Platyhelminthes; Monogenea; Polystomatidea; Polystomatidae
Source: the annotation of a GenBank genome assembly